This is a messenger RNA of Pararge aegeria (speckled wood butterfly), 906 nucleotides long. RefSeq lists its product as uncharacterized. The record is from RefSeq and is a predicted model, not a curated record. The coding region runs from base 1 to 906 and encodes 301 amino acids. Lineage: Eukaryota; Metazoa; Arthropoda; Insecta; Lepidoptera; Nymphalidae. The transcript has a single exon.
AUGGAGGAAGCAAAUAUACCUCCAGAACUUACCAAUAUUUUUAAAUAUUGGUAUCAAAACCAAGUCAACAAUGUCCGAUGGGCAGGCGUUCUUUCGAAUUCGUAUGGGUUGGAGUGCGGGGUGAGGCAGGGUGGUUUAUGCUCGCCGACUCUCUUCAACCUUUACAUGAAUGAAUUGCUUUGUGAGCUCAGCAGCACCAGGGUUGGCUGCUACAUAGAUGGGGUUUGUUUAAAUAAUAUAAGUUACGCCGACGAUAUGGUGCUGUUGAGUGCAUCGGUCUGCGGUCUCAGGGUACUGAUGGCUAUUUGCGAGGCUUAUGUAGAAAGACAUGGACUUACCUACAAUACAAAAAAGAGUGUGGUGAUGGUCUUUGAGGCUGAGGGUAAGACACCGAAUAAAGUACCUCCUAUUUUGGUCAAUGGGGUAGUAUUGGAGAGAGUUUAUCAAUUCAAGUAUCUCGGGCAUAUUUUGACUCCUGGCCUCAAAGAUGAUGCUGACAUCGAAAGAGAACGGAGAGCAUUGUCAGUGAGAGCAAAUAUGCUGGCUCGCAGGUUUGCGCGGUGUACCAACGCCAUUAAAAUCACGUUGUUUAAAUCAUAUUGUAUGACGUUCUACACGUGCAGCCUGUGGGCUAAGUAUUCUCAAAAAUCGUAUAACGCGCUCCGUAUACAGUAUAAUAAUGCCUUUAGGGUGCUGUUGAAGUUGCCCCGCUUUUGUAGUGCAUCGGGGAUGUUUGCGGAUGCACAAGUUGACUGCUUCUUCGCCACAAUGCGCAAAAGAUGUGGCGCCCUGGUGCACAGGUUGCGGGGUAGCUCCAACAGCAUCCUAAAGAUGAUCGCCAGCAGGUUGGACUGCAGAUAUGUGAAUCACUGCUGUGCUAUUUCAAAUGGACUAGAACGGCGGUGA